Hemibagrus wyckioides is the source of this 3748-nucleotide messenger RNA. It is a transcript of the gene itgb3b, whose product is annotated as integrin beta 3b. Lineage: Eukaryota; Metazoa; Chordata; Actinopteri; Siluriformes; Bagridae. The transcript has 15 exons. Bases 290 to 2671 code for a protein of 793 amino acids. Gene Ontology annotation, cellular component: integrin complex; focal adhesion; cell surface. The record is from RefSeq and is a predicted model, not a curated record. Gene Ontology annotation, biological process: cell-matrix adhesion; cell migration; integrin-mediated signaling pathway. Gene Ontology annotation, molecular function: fibrinogen binding; integrin binding; fibronectin binding.
CUGUCUGUGUUUUAUCCUGUGGUGCUGUGUUCACGCAGUAGAACCUGGAGUUGAUGGAGUCGCAGACUCUCUCUCUCUCUCUCUCUCUCUCCCUCUCUCUGUCUGCACGCCCCACCUCGCGUUUUCUUAAGAAACGACAGCUUUGAUCCAGCUUUCCAGUUGUGUUUCUUAUUUAUCUAACAAUUCAUUCACUCAUUCUUCAUUGCCACAGCUCGCUGUCGGUCGGAGAAGCUGCGCGUUCAGGACGCCAGGUGCGGAGAUUUUACGCACAACGGACCAAAAAAAAAAUAUGGCAAAAACCCCGACUUUCCUCGCGUCACAUUUACGGAUUUAUUAUCUCCUUUUAUUGUAUUUGAUUUCUGACCGAGUGUUUGGAUCUAAUAUGUGCACCUCUCGGGGAGCUAGCACGUGUCAGCAGUGUUUGGCAGUGCACCAUUCCUGUGCCUGGUGCUUCCAAGAGGAUUUUGGGUUAAAUGGCCCUGCAGCAUCACGCUGUGACUUAAAGGAGAACCUGGUAGAAGCCGGAUGCAAAGAAGAAAAAAUGGAGUAUCCCGUCAGCCAGAUGACUGUUACCGAGGACAAACCUCUUAGCGACAAGGCCUCGGGGUCCACCACUGAUGCCACGCAGAUCCAACCACAGAAACUGCACAUCACUCUAAGACCUGAUGACUCACGGACGUUCACGCUGCAGGUGAGGCAGGUCGCAGAUUACCCUGUGGAUCUGUACUACCUGAUGGACUUGUCCUACUCCAUGAAUGAUGAUUUGACUCAGCUGAGGAAGCUGGGAAAUGGACUGGCUGAAGAAAUGAGCAAAACCACCAGUAACCUGCGUAUGGGCUUCGGUGCUUUCGUGGACAAACCAGUAUCACCGUAUAUGUACAUCUCGCCACCAGAAGCUGUGAAGAACCCGUGCUACUCGAUUCCAUACAAAUGCCAGCCGCAGUUUGGCUACAGACACGUCCUCUCUCUGACGGAUCACGUGAGCCGCUUCACAGAGGAAGUAAAGAAGCAGAAGGUGUCUCGGAACAGAGACGCCCCUGAAGGAGGCUUUGAUGCCAUCAUCCAGGCAGCCGUAUGCAAGGAGAAAAUCGGCUGGCGUCCUGGUGCUUCUCACCUGCUCGUGUUUACAACAGAUGCCAAGACUCAUGUAGCACUGGACGGACGCUUGGCUGGCAUCGUACAGCCGAAUGACGGCCAGUGUCACAUGGGUGCAGAUAACGUGUACAACAUGUCCACGACAAUGGACUACCCAUCUCUGGCACUGAUCACAGAGAAAAUGUCCGAGAACAAUAUCAAUCUCAUAUUCGCCGUGACCAAAAAUGUACUGCCACUUUACAAGAAUUACAGUGACCUGAUCCCCGGGACUGUAGUGGGGACUCUGUCUCAGGACUCACGCAACGUGAUCCAGUUGAUCCAAGACGCCUACACUAAACUUCGAUCGAAGGUUGAACUCGAGCUCCUGAACGUGCCGGAAGAAUUGAGCUUGUCCUUCAAUGCCACAUGUUUAAACAACGAGUUCAUCCCUGGACUCAAGUCUUGCUCUGGACUCAAGAGAGGAGACCAGGUAUCUUUCAGUGUUGAGGUACGUGCCAGGGGCUGCCCAAAGGAGAAGACCAAAACUUUCACCAUCAAACCCGUGGGCUUUAAAGACACACUCGAGAUCACCGUUGACUUCGAGUGUGAGUGUAAGUGCCAGGCGCAUGGGGAGCCCGACAGCCCUCUGUGUCACCACGGCAACGGCACCUACGAGUGCGGCAUCUGCCUGUGCCAUCCGGGGAGACUGGGUCCGAGGUGCGAGUGUGCAGAGGGGGAUUACAGCCUGAGCGAGCAGGACACGUGUACCGGCCCUAACAAAGUGGUCUGCAGCGGGCGAGGGGACUGUGUGUGUGGUCAGUGCGUGUGUCACAACAACGACUUUGGAAAGGUCUGGGGGAAAAGGUGCGACUGUGACGACUUCAGCUGCCUGCGCUAUAAAGGAGAACUGUGCUCAGGUCAUGGCACGUGCUCAUGUGGUUUCUGCCAGUGUUACCCGGACUGGUCAGGGGAGAACUGUAACUGCUCCACCCGCACAGAUACCUGCAUGUCCAGCCUGGGGUUGCUGUGUAGCGGCCGUGGUCAGUGUGUGUGCGGAAGCUGUGAGUGUACUCAGCCUGGGGCUUACGGAUCCACCUGUGACAAGUGUCCCACCUGCCCUGAUGCCUGCACUAUGAAAAAGGAUUGUGUUGAAUGUAAGCAUUUUAAGAGAGGGAAGCUCUUCGAAGAUGAAAGCUGUGCCCGAAUCUGCAGAGACGAGAUUAGUCUGGUUGAUGAUCUGGUUUUGAAUGAUAAGAACUCCGUGAACUGUACCUACAAGGACGAGAACGAUUGUGUCCAGAGGUUUCAGUACUAUGAGGACAACAGCGGGAAGUCCAUCCUGUCUGUGGUAAAGGAGCCAGACUGCCCUAAAGGCCCUGACAUCCUGGUCGUCCUCCUUUUUGUUGCCGGAGCUAUACUAAUCCUGGGUCUUGCCUCGUUGCUCAUCUGGAAGCUUCUGGUGACGAUUCACGACCGGCGCGAGUUUGCCAAAUUUGAAGAAGAGCGAGCACGAGCCAAGUGGGAAACGGGCCACAAUCCUCUCUACAAAGGUGCUACUUCUACUUUCAUGAACAUUACCUAUAGAGGAAAGGACUGAUCAUCAUCGAAGCUACUGGAGAUCGUUUUGGUCGUUAUUUUCUUCCAGAUGUAGCACUGUUGUUGUCAUUUCUCGUGUACGGGAUGUACAUUUCCUUGUGUGUAAAUAGAGCAGUUGCGUGUAGAGAUAGCUAAUCAUCGAGAGCCUCGACGAACAAAAUUAUGAUUCAGUUCUGAGCUGUGUUUUAGGACGCGAUAUCGUUGGAACAUUUUGUCUGCUUCGGGCUCAUGUGUAGGAUUCCAUCGCUUAACAUGUCAUGUCACUCGAGCAGGAAGAGCUUUUUAAUGCUUGUUAAAUGUUCUGUAAAUAAAUAAAGGUUAAAUAUGGAAUAAAACUCUUAUAUAGGAUAAUAAUCAGUGAUGGGUUUUGGUGUGAUGAAGCGGAGUCACUGUUACCAUGUUCAAGUCAUUCUUUAUAGCUGUGUUUCUUGUUAUCACUUAUGUUACAGCAGCUACAAACAGUUGAUUCUUCUUCAGCCACACAAAAAUGUGCCAUGGUGCUGAGAAACUGCUACGUCUUCUGUCUUUUCCCUUGCUGGAUAAACUUAGUUACAUCUUUACCUCUGCCUGUAACAAAGCACUGACACUGGAGACUCCUUCCAUAAAUAAGCAUCUCAAUACCUUUGUUCUUCUUUGUUAAAUAAUGUCAUUUUUUUAAAAAAAAAUAUAUAUAUUUCAUCCGUUUAUUAUUAUGCUUUUUAUGUGGAGCAUCCUGCAUACAAGUCCAUGUUAAUGAGCUGUUGUUGCUAUAUGUGGUCACAGUUCAUUGUUUUAAAACCAGGGAUAAAGAUGCUUUUCUUCUGUUCGCAGAUUUUAUGUUGAAAGUUUGUGGUAAAAAUAAAUAAAUAUACAGCCUCCGUGUAUGUUUCAGUUCAAAAUGUCACAAAUUGUCUUUUUUAAUGUUCACUGUAUUUUUGGUCAUGUUGAUGAAGGGUGCCAAGAAUUCCAGUGAAAGCUGUGAAAUUUUUGGGUAAGACAUUUUUUUGCUCAAUUUUGCUCAAUUGUUCAUGUCUUUAUAUUGUCCAUAAAGUCUGUCUGAUCCUGUAUCUUUUUCCAUAAAUCUGUGGCAAAACUUUAA